This is a messenger RNA of Oxyura jamaicensis (ruddy duck), 1063 nucleotides long. It is a transcript of the gene FSD1, whose product is annotated as fibronectin type III and SPRY domain containing 1. NCBI's taxonomy places the organism in Eukaryota, Metazoa, Chordata, Aves, Anseriformes, Anatidae. The record is from RefSeq and is a predicted model, not a curated record. Gene Ontology annotation, molecular function: protein binding. The annotation marks the transcript as partial. The transcript has 8 exons.
CCCGCCCGGGUGUGUCAGGGGGUGCUCCCGGCCACCUCCGUCACCCGCUGACACCCGGCGCUGCCCCCAGGACAACUCGGCGCGGGUGCAGGAGGACCUGGAGGGGGAGUUCCAGUCGCUGUACGUGCUGCUGGACGAGCUGAAGGACGGCAUGCUGACCAAGAUCAAGCAGGACCGCGCCAGCCGCACCUACGAGCUGCAGGCGCAGCUGGCGGCUUGCGCCAAGGCGCUGGAGAGCUCGGAGGAGCUGCUGGAGACGGCCAACCAGACCCUGGAGACAGCCAACAACCACGACUUCACCCAGGCUGCCAAACAGAUCAAGGAUAGCGUGACGAUGGCCCCCGCCUUCCGCCUCUCGCUCAAGGCCAAGGUGAGCGACAACAUGAGCCAUCUGAUGGUGGAUUUUGCCCAGGAGCGCCGCCUGCUCCAGGCCCUCGCCUUCCUGCCAGUGCCCAGCACCCCCGAAAUCGACCUGGCGGAGUCGCUGGUGGCCGACAACUGCGUGACGCUGGCCUGGAGGAUGCCCGACGAGGACAGCAAGAUCGACCACUACGUGCUGGAGUACCGCAGGACCAACUUCGAGGGGCCGCCCCGCGCCAAGGAGGACCAGCCCUGGAUGGUGGUCGAGGGCAUCAAGGGCACCGAGUACACCCUGUCCGGGCUGAAGUUUGACAUGAAGUACAUGAAUUUCCGCGUGCGGGCGUGUAACAAGGCCGUGGCGGGCGAGUUCUCGGAGCCGGUCACUUUGGAGACGAGAGCAUUCAUGUUCCGGCUGGAUGCCAGCACGUGCCACCAGAACCUGCGGGUGGAGGAGCUCAGCGUGGAGUGGGACGCCACGGGCGGCAAGGUGCAGGACGUCAAGGCACGCGAGAAGGACGGCAAGGGCAGGACGGCCUCGCCCGCCAACUCGCCCGCCAGGGCGGUGCAGUCCCCCAAGAGGAUGUCCUCGGGGCGCGGGGGCAGAGACCGCUUCACCGCCGAGUCCUACACGGUGCUGGGUGAGCUGGGGGCACCCGGAGCGCGGUGCUGGGAGCGAGAGGGUGGGCCUGCGGGGGCGACGGAG